UUGAAGUGCAAAAGUAAAACCUAAUCCAAUUCCCAAUUUACUACACAUUUUGAUGCAGAUCGAAAAGGUACAACUCAUCCAAGCGCGGGGAACAACACGAAACACUUGUCACGAAGCACGGAAACUGCACCUGAGCAUCUCGGAGUCGUGGCAAACCGCAGCACACCUGUUGCCUCGCGAGGAAAAACACGCAGUCGAGCUUGUUUCCGAGGCUCAUGAAACAAGAUCAGACGCUCGAUCCUCUGGUGAUCAGGAAAGAGUGGCGACAAGGAAGCACAAGGCCGAGGCCAAAACAAGCGAAGGGGGAUCCGAUCAUUGGGCAAAGAGGGCCAAAACCGAGGCUGAGGAGAGAGCCGAGGAUGUGAAGAAAGCAAAAGCCAAGGGUAAGGAGCAAGCCGAGGAUGUGGAGAAGGAAAGAAGCAAGAACAACAAGGGAGAGGAAAAUAAGAAUGAGAAGUCUACUGAGGAGAUCAUAGCAGAGUUUGAGAAGUUUUGUAAAGCCAUGAGCGAGCAUCUGUCACUUCGGCAGAUGCGUGUGAUUCUGGAGGCAAAUGGCGGAGUGAAUGAUGUUGUAGUCCCUGGAUGUCAAGAUGUUCUAUGUUGUGGGACGUUAGACAAUUGUCCUGCUUGUGGUGGCACUUUGAAGAUGUCCUAGAGGAACUUUUCAAGUUCGGAUGUAUAUACUGUUCAAAUCGGUGAAGGUUGGGGGAAGGUUGCCAAAUCGGUGAUGGGCUCGUUUAUGAUACUGUUCACCUGUCUUUGGUACUAAGCAGCUUAGGGUGUGUGCCACUUUACAGGGGCGAUUUUCCUGGUUGUGUCUCCAGCAGUUGAGUGGGAACGUGGUGGCCGACUGAGGCAAUGUGAGAAUUGCUGAGCCUUUCAUUGUGUUUAUCUCCUGGUAGGACUUGGGAGUUCAGGGGAUUUGAUGCUGGUGUUUGGCUUCAGAUCAAUCAUUCUGAGACAUGAUUUCAUGGACAGGGGAAUACACUUGAAGAGAUGCAAGAGCUAUUUCUCAGACUCUUGCUUUAUUAUCAGGAUGAUAGUUGGUAUUCUGACUGUGUAUGAUGAUAUGACCGAUUGAGGAUAUUCUACCGGAAUUAGCACAUGCACAAAGGAUGAUGCUACGAUCCUCUCUUUGAUCGGUGUAAGAAGUUGGGUUGCUCUGUCUCUCCAGUUGAAUAUAGACACUGACAAGUGACAACUACAAGAUGGUUGCCAAUUUGUUGCAGACGUUUGCCUUCAUUUUGUUACUGGUGGGAGUUGCAUCAUUAGGUGAAGUUGUUACAGAGCUAACUGGUGCUCAAGAGGCACGUGGAUUAAUCACUAAUCUCAUCGGCACAUUCAUGUUUCAUUCUUAUCAAGGUAUAAUUGUCCAGCCAACAUGAUACGGGCUCUGCAAAAUGACGCAGCAGAGCUGGAAAAGAAGAAACGCGAACUGGACGAGUCAGAGCAUUCUACCUCAAGGUGAGCAUAACGACAGCCUGCUCGAGUACAAUCAAUACGCUAUCCACAACCCAAAGCAAGUGAUGGGCCGCACACUACAUACUGAAUAUAGUCGAAUAUAAUUUCAUAUGGCGCUUAUUGUUCAGGUUCGUAUAAGGUCCAUAGUAGCUGAAGUUCGAGGAGACAGAUAUUGAGUACGAAACUGCUUCGCCCUGGCUGCUGCCAGAGUCUGAAUUGCGCUAGCCGUUCCUAACUAUUGAAGUACAUGGUUUUGUUUCUUCCCUUUGGACGAGGAGCGAGUACAUUAUGGGAGUGAUAGGAGUGGACAAAGUGGAUAGUUCCUUUGAAUCUCACUCUUGGAAAUAUGUUCCCUUUUCUUUUCAAAGAACUUGACAUAAGUUGAGAGGUAUUAUCUGGAAGAGCUGGUAAUUGGUAUGAAUCAUCAAUCAUCAAUGCUGCUGUUCAAUAAUUUGAGAUGAUUCAUGAUUACUUGUGAAAAAGUAGAUUCCCUUUCCUUUUUCAACUUCAAUGUCUUGUUUGAUCAAACACAUGAUCAAUCAGGCACAA
Molecule: messenger RNA, 2010 nt
Organism: Salvia splendens (bonfire salvia)
Lineage: Eukaryota; Viridiplantae; Streptophyta; Magnoliopsida; Lamiales; Lamiaceae
Product: protein ADP-ribosyltransferase PARP3-like
Exons: 3
Coding region: 53-655 (200 amino acids)
Source: RefSeq, a predicted model, not a curated record